CCAAUUUUUUCUGGGUCUGUUCCAACUGGCUUCGAUUUUUGGGCCUUUCUCUCUCCCUUCACUGAAAAGGGCUAUUAUUUUAUCUCGUGUUUUAUUUCAUUAUUAUUAUUAUAUUUUUAUUUUAUUUUUCCCUUUGCUUUCCCUUAUCCAUACAUACACCCACCCCUCCACCCUCCCCUUCUUUUUUUUUGCCCUUGACCCUCUUUUCUCCCUUUUCGAAUAACGAUUUUUUUUUACCCUUUUUUUUUUCUUUACCCAUUCAUACAUACAUACACAUUCCCACCUCCUCUUUUCUCCCACUCCGUCUUGGUUCGCACUAUUCAAUGCCAACCAUAUCCUCCGCUUCUCUCGACCAAGGCUCUCCUCCUUCCUCUCACCUUCUUUACUCUCAACCUCCCCGAUCUUUUGCUGUUCCUAUCCCGGUCUCUUCCUCCCCGGUUGAAAGUCGUCCUCGUACUGCUUCCGCUCCCUCUCUUCAGCACAACUCCGCACCCUCCGCUGUUGUCGCCCCCUCCCAGCCCACGGCUACUACCACCAACCCAAUCAGCUUUACAGGCUCAGUCAUUGGAUCUAUCUCUCGUCGCAAUCGCCGGUCCUUCGCUGCACUAGCUCGUGAGAAGACCUCAAACGCUCUCGCCAAUCUCUCCGCCAUUGGAGGCCCGAAUUACCCCCUCCGCUCCUCCGCCUCAUCGGGAAGUCUGUCCAAGCAUUCGCGGAAGGCCUCGCAGGUCAGCAUCAGCGAAGUGCUCAGUGCCACGCCGUUGACUCCGCCAUUGUCCGACGGUAGCGCCAGUAGUGAACGGUCGAGCCCUGCGCCCAUUGACGCCGCUACUAACCGUUGUGUCCCCGCUGUGGUUGAACAGCAGACUAAUUCUGUUGAGAGGCGCCGUUACACUCUUCAGCGUGCCCCGUCCCCUCUUGAGCAACUGCCCGAACUCGGACCUUCUGUGUCCCCCGCCAAGAUGCAUCAAACCUCGUCGCGUUUGUUGCGUAUGACGGAAGAUGAUCGUCCAUUCACAAAGGAUUUCAUGGACCUUUUCUCGACAUUGAUGGUCAGCUUGAAGUUGGAUUCGCAUCGUGUACGAUUUACGAAAUAUGACCACUCGUUCACCUCGGAAGAAGCAAUCAACAAUCUUGGAUCCCUCAAGUUCUCCCAAUCGAAUCGCAUGCCCGACCCGAAAGACCCCUCUCGUAUCGUCACCACGACCACGACCACGACUUUUUCCAUGGCCAAGGAAAUGGCUCGCUCGGUCUGCCAACGGUUUGUCGACGCCCGCUUUAUCGAGUCUGUGGAUGGCAAGGCGGCACAAAUAUUCCCGUUGAAGGGCGCGUUGUACCAGCUUACCCCGAAGGGCAUCAAUAUCCUGCAAAGAUUCUGCCAGAGGAACGGUAUUACUGCUCGCCAUGUGAUUGACGUUUUGGAGUCGCCCCGCAACACAAUGCAAUUGGUCAACCUGGAGCGCGAUACCGAGACCGACAAGCUGUCACACGAUCGAGCAACUAUUGAAGUUAUCUUCCGCCGCUUCGCGGGGCAGGAUGGUCCUAAUGUGAAGAGCAGCAUUUCCACGUCGGAUUCGGACUCUUUGAGUGAUUAUUCGAACGGUUUGGUCGGCGUGAAGAUGGCCAAGGAGCGCAAGAUCAAUGACAAAACCUUCGUCAACACGUUUACCGGCAAGGCCGCGGUUGAUUGGUUGAUGGACUGUUCGACCACGAUCGAGCGCCGCGAGACGGUUUUGAUUGCCGAGCUUUUCGUCAAGUACGGUUUGAUCACGAUGUUGCAGGAAGACCGUUUUAUCAACCAACCAGACGACUCGAUAGUUGCUUUCCAGCCUUCGAAGAACGCGAUCUACGGAAUGACGGAUCGGGGCCAGAGAGUUUGCGGUUGGAUCGCACGGGACAAGUCUCGUGAAACUACCAUGUACGACAAUCGGGGUAUCCCGAAGGAUUCCAACAAUGCCCGUUUGAACCACAUCCUUCACGACCCUGCCCUGCGACUUUUGUUCCGCGAAUUCCUUCGCUUCUCGCUCUGUGAGGAGAAUUUGGCGUUCUACAUCGACGUGUCGGAAUUCACGUCGGCCUACCACAAGGCUGAGAAACUGGGCACGUUCAGGAAGCCGGAUUCUGUCCGCGAGACCCUUGCGGCGGCAUACGGUCUCUACAACGCGUUCCUCGCGCCUGGAUCUCCUUGUGAACUGAACAUCGACCACGCGCUGCGCAACAGCCUGGCCAGUCGCAUGACCAAGGCUGUAGGCGAUGAUGAAUCGAUGUUGAAGAGUCUCCAGGAGGUGGUGCAUCUGUUCGAGAUGGCUCAGACCUCGGUCUUCAAGCUCAUGUCAAGUGACUCCGUUCCCAAGUUCCUGCGCGAUCCCAAGUGUGCGAGCAUCCUCCAGGAGCAUGAUGUGGACUUGAUUGGCGCCCCAAGGGCUUACUCGCCCACUUCUGCCCCAGUCCCGGAGCGCUCGGCGAGCCGCUCAGCCCGAUCAUGAUAGGGGCACCAUGUGUGUCAUGCAGGGAUCCGAAUCCUGACCGAGCAGGCCUUGACCUUGAUGAUUACUAAAGGAUCUGACGGCACGUGGCUCGCUCUCGGACUUCACCGAUCAAAGAUGAAACACACCAUACUGCGCAGCGCGGUGCUAAUUAACGGAACGAUUUGAACAUGAUUUGGCUUGCUCUGACUCGCCCCGCCUAAUGUCGACGAGGCCCGGCCUAGCCAGCAACCCCCACCAAAAGUUUGGAACCCUCCCAAACUCC
This is a messenger RNA of Aspergillus sclerotioniger CBS 115572, 2751 nucleotides long. RefSeq names its product developmental regulator FlbA (gene flbA). Gene Ontology annotation, biological process: intracellular signal transduction. Bases 324 to 2486 code for a protein of 720 amino acids. The transcript is spliced from 4 exons. NCBI's taxonomy places the organism in Eukaryota, Fungi, Ascomycota, Eurotiomycetes, Eurotiales, Aspergillaceae. The record is from RefSeq and is a predicted model, not a curated record.